CCGCGGUCACACUUGCGUAGGAAAAAUAUUAAAAAAAACUUUAUUUAUUGUUUAAUGUGUAAAUAAUAGUGAUAAGAAGCAACACAGCUGUGCGGAUUGCGAAGCGGAUAGCAAAGCAGUCGGCGUAUAAAACGGGGCGCGUUGAGAAAGUGCAGCUUAUUGGCUGUAAAGGGCAGCACGGAAAGCAGAGAAAUCCGGAGAAGCAACAGCGCAGUCGGCAGCGACGCCCACGCAGCGGAAGUAAUAAAAAAGCAAAGAGAAAUCGGAAAGAGUGGGAGGAGAGGAGGCGGAGGAGCAGGUAGCGUAGGAAGAGGGGCAGGAGGAGCACUAGCUGGUUAAAAGGGUGCAGCAGGAGCGGCCAAGAGGAGGGGGCGGAGGAGUAUCCGGACAGUCAGUGGAGCUGGUAAUUAAGGUGCAGCACAAUUAAAAGAAGAAGAAGGUACCGGGAGGAGCAGCAGCCCCACGACGCCAGCAGCCAUUGACGUCAUGCCGCUGGCCGAUUCCCAAAAGGAUCUCCGCCAGCAGCCUCAGCAGCAGCAGCAGCAGCAACAGCAGCAGCAUGUCUCCUCCACCAACAGCAACAACAAUGCGGAGCCGCAGUGCAGCAACAGCAGCAGCGGAUUGGGCCUGCAGCUGCGCCAGCGCAUGCAGAUCACUUCGUCCGGCUGCAGCAGCCUGGCGGUCACGCCCAUGGAGCACACGCCCACGGAGGACGAGGAGAGCGGCGGUGGCAGCAGCGGGGUCACCUCCUCGGUGACCACGGUGACCUCAUCGCAGCGCCGCCAGCAGGUGCAACAGCAAUCCGCCCUGCAGGCGGCCCUGGAACAGCAUCACAUCUCGCCGGCGGCGGAACAGGAAUCGCCCCGAGGAAGGACAGCAAAUCGUACCCUUUGCCCACCGCCAGAACUGAUGGAGCUGAGUGAUUCCGAGUCGCAGGGCGGCGGUGGAGCGGGGAGCAGGAGAGAGGGAGCAACUGGGGGCAGGGCCACCGGCUCAGAAGACACCGAACUCCUGGACGAAACCGAAAACGAAUUCGAGCUCAAGGAGGUCAUCAAAGAGGGUCACGACAAGGCCGAUCCCUCGCAGUUCGAACUUCUGCGUGUCCUGGGCGAAGGUAGCUUUGGCAAGGUGUUCCUAGUGCGCAAGAUCAUAGGCAAGGAUGCUGGCACCCUGUACGCCAUGAAGGUGCUCAAGAAGGCCACCCUUAAGGUCAAGGAUCGCGUGAGGAGCACCAAUGAACGCAAGAUACUGGCGGACGUGGGACAUGCCUUCAUCGUACGCCUGCACUACGCCUUCCAAACCCCCGGAAAACUCUACUUGAUACUAGAUUUCCUUCGUGGCGGCGAUCUGUUCACCCGCCUGUCCAAAGAAGUAAUGUUCACCGAGGAGGACGUCAAGUUCUAUCUGGCGGAACUGGCGCUAGCCAUGAACCACCUGCACACGCUGGGCAUCAUCUACAGGGAUCUGAAACCGGAGAACAUACUACUCGACGAGCAUGGUCAUAUUGCCUUGACGGAUUUCGGUCUGUCCAAACAGCCCCUGGAUGGGUCCAAAACCUACAGCUUUUGCGGAACCGUGGAGUACAUGGCACCGGAGAUUGUGAACCGGAAGGGACACGAUUUUGCUGCCGAUUGGUGGAGCUUCGGAGUGCUCAUGUACGAAAUGCUGACGGGGAAUCUGCCUUUUCAUGGCCAAACCCGCCAGGAGACCAUGAACCAGAUACUUAGGAGCAAGCUGGGCAUGCCGGAGAAUCUAUCGCCGGAGGCACAAUCCCUGCUGCGCGCUCUCUUCAAAAGGAAUCCUCAGAACCGAUUGGGUGCGGGUGCCCAGGGAAUACUGGAUAUCAAGGCGCACUGCUUCUUCGCCACCAUCGACUGGGUGAGGUUGGAACGAAAGCAGGUGCGUCCGCCUUUCAUACCGGCGGUUAGCCGUGACGAUGCCUUCUACUUCGAUGUGGAGUACACCUCGAAAUCCCCCAGGGAUUCGCCGGGAGGCCCCAUCUCCGCAUCGGCGCACGAGAUUUUCCGUGGCUUUAGCUUUGUGGCUCCUGUUCUCCUGGAAGAACAAUGUGCCGGCUCGAAUAGCCUCUCCACCAGUGGCAGCCCGUUGCAUAGUAUAGCUCCUAUACCCGCUGCUCCGGUGGGUGCGCCUCGCACCUUACCAGGUGUCCUGCCCGGGAACUUCCAUGCCGAAUACAAUCUGCUGCAGGAACUGGGCCGAGGAACCUUCUCCGUUUGCCGUCUAUGCGAACAUCGCGCCUCCAAGAAACAUUAUGCGGUGAAGGUGAUCGAAAAGGCAGCUGUGGCCGCCGCAUCCACAUCCACAUCAGCCGACUGCUGGGAGGAGGUGGAGAUUAUGCUUAGGUAUGGCAACCACCCCAACAUCGUCACUCUGUAUUCCGUUUACGAGGAUGCGAGUUCCGCCUAUCUGGUAAUGGAGCUGCUGAAAGGCGGCGAGCUUCUCGAUCGCAUUUUAGCAGUGGGUCAGAUGUGCGAGAGCGAAGCGAGCGCCGUUUUAAGGACGAUUGCAUCCGCGGUGGCUUAUCUCCAUGAACAUGGAGUGGUCCAUCGGGAUCUGAAGCCCUCGAAUAUGAUAUAUGCCAGCAUGCGACAGACUCCCGAAACUCUGAAGCUCUGCGAUUUGGGCUUUGCUAAGCAGCUGCGCGCGGACAACGGACUUCUGAUGACGCCCUGCUACACGGCCAACUUUGUGGCGCCCGAGGUUCUGAAACGGCAGGGAUACGACCUGGCCUGCGACAUUUGGUCGCUGGGCGUGCUACUAUACAUAAUGCUGUCUGGCCGGACACCCUUUGCCAGCACUCCGAACGAUUCGCCGGAUGUUAUACUGAAGCGCAUCGGGUCGGGACACAUUGACUUCACCAGCAGCCGCUGGGCACUGGUCAGUGUGCCGGCAAAGGAACUGUUGCGCCAGAUGCUCCACAUAGUGCCAGAGAAUCGGCCGACGGCGGCGCGAAUUCUUGAGCACGCCUGGCUGCGGGAACAAUUCGCCGGUGGAGUUCAGCUCACGGAGUAUGCGGUGGCUCCCGGAUCACAACUGUCGCUCGGCGCCCAGCAGCAGCAGCAGAACCACAUUUCGAUGGCCUUGAGGGGCGCAGUGGAUGCAACGUUUCGGGCCAUUGCCAUACCGCAGGCGGCCAAUGUGGGACCCGUUGAACUCUCGAUGCUAGCCAAAAGGCGGGCCAAGGAUCGAGCCAACUUGCACUCCUAAUCCUGGGCCGCAGCAUGGUGUCCGCGGCGCCAGGCCAAGAGGCAGAUAAUCCGGGUAGUUCUCCGACUCUAUAGUAUUCUGAUCCAAUGCUGCUGUGUCAUACCGCGACGCCUCGUCAAGGGCAAUGGGCACGGGCUUGGUCCACAUCCACUGGGCAAUCCUCGCCAGCGCUGCCGCAGCGCCAAGCUGCGCGUGGUGUAGGCUUAUGGGGACUUGGCCCACCUUUAAGUAUUUGACGACAACUGUUAAUUAUUUAUUUUAUAUAAAAUCAUACCGCAAUGCCAAGGCCAAAAAGCUAAGUGCAGGGCAUCUAUAUACACAAAUAUAACUAUACAGAUACGGAUAUACAUCUAUAUAUAUAGCUAUUUAUAUAACAAAUCCUUAAGCAAAGGCCACGAGUGCGUGUGUGUGUGUGUGUGACGCCAGGAUCAUCCCAGAUGAUGCCUGAUCUCCCAAUAUUUAUCCUCAGCUCGAAAUCGACAUCAAUCCCCUCGCACACACCACAACUUUACAACUUAUAAAACAAAAUGCAUACAUAUUUUUAAUUAAAUUAAUCGUAGCUAAAUUUUUCAACAUCACCUUGUUAUUGUUGUAUAACUAAUUAAUUAAAAAGUAAUACAAAAAAAGAAUAUAAUUAACAUUAAAACAAAAACAAGGGCAAAAACCACAAA
Molecule: messenger RNA, 3899 nt
Organism: Drosophila rhopaloa
Lineage: Eukaryota; Metazoa; Arthropoda; Insecta; Diptera; Drosophilidae
Gene: S6kII
Product: ribosomal protein S6 kinase 2 beta
Exons: 2
Coding region: 487-3228 (913 amino acids)
Biological process (GO): protein phosphorylation; intracellular signal transduction
Molecular function (GO): magnesium ion binding; ribosomal protein S6 kinase activity; ATP binding
Source: RefSeq, a predicted model, not a curated record